Messenger RNA from Solanum verrucosum, 930 nucleotides. RefSeq lists its product as uncharacterized. The coding region runs from base 1 to 930 and encodes 309 amino acids. Lineage: Eukaryota; Viridiplantae; Streptophyta; Magnoliopsida; Solanales; Solanaceae. The transcript is spliced from 4 exons. The record is from RefSeq and is a predicted model, not a curated record.
AUGGGAUUCCACAUGUCUAAGUCUGAUAAUUCUCUGUUCGUUCUUCAUAAUAUAGGAGUAACUAUUUAUGUUCUAAUUUAUGUGGACGAUAUCAUUCUUACUGGCAGCAAUGAAGUACUCCUUCAGCAAGUAGUUACCUCUCUUUCAAAAACAUUUUCUCUCAAGUAUCUUGGUUUACUGCACUAUUUCUUAGGCAUUGAGGUACAUAGGGAUGAUGAUGGCCUGUUUCUUAGUCAAUCUAAAUAUAUACAAGAGGUGCUACAUGACACUAAGAUGCAAGAUUGCAAAGGCAUCCACUUACCAAUGAGUACAUCGGCACCACUAUUGGUAGAUGACGGAGCUCCCAAAACUGAUGGCACAGAGUAUAGAAGUGUACUUGGAAAGCUCCAGUACCUUUCACUUACCCGACCUGACAUCAUCUAUGCAGUAAACAAGCUUACUCAGUUCAAUACCUUUCCCUCUGUGGCUCACUGGCAAGCAGUUAAACGGCUACUUCGGUAUCUUAAAGAAACAUUCCUUUCAAUUCUUUCAACCGAUUUGGCAACUUUCAGCUAUACAAAGUUAGGUGAUAUUAAUGAUCGCCGCUCAAUAUCAGGUUACAUUAUCUUUCUCGGCAUAACACCAAUUUCUUGGUGCUCUCGUAAGCAACCGACUGUCUCUCGCUGCUCCACUGAAGCAGAAUAUAGGGCAGUUGCUUCUGCGUUGAACCCAGGAAACUCGGGGGUUAAGAUGGUGGUUCAAGGGACCAUAUAUGGUACAUCUCUCACUGAACUGUUGAGCUGCCGAUUUCCACUACUGCUCCAUCAAACUCUGGUACUGGCAAUCGCCGAUCACAGCCACGCUACUUGUACUGUAGCUGCUUCAGGCGCUGCUGUCGCUGUUUCUGCUGCUUCUAUUCCUACCCAUGAUUCACUGAUCAGAUUCUCUUAA